GAGGCGGGCCCGGCUGGGCAGACGGGAGGCGCGGCGACCGUGUCUGAAGAGAGCUGGAGAAGGCUGUGGGAGGUGGUGGCAGCCGCAGCGCGGGCGCCUGAGGAGGAGGAGGAGGAGAAGCGGGAGGCAGCAUGGUGCCUGGGGCACCAUGGGCCCCGACAGAGUGACAGCCAGGGAACUGUGUGAGAAUGACGACCUCGCCACCAGCCUCGUCCUGGACCCCUACCUCGGCUUCCGCACCCAUAAGAUGAACGUCAGCCCCGUGCCCCCCCUGCGGCGACAGCACCACCUGCGCUCAGCGCUGGAGGCCUUCCUGAGGCAGCGGGACCUGGAGGCUGCGUACCGGGCCCUGACGCUGGGAGGCUGGAUGGCCCACUACUUCCAGAGCCGGGGCCCGCGGCAGGAGGCUGCCCUCAAGACCCACAUCUAUCGCUACCUCCGAGCCUUCCUGCCUGAAAGCGGCUUCACCAUCUUGCCCUGUACCCGUUAUUCCAUGGAGACAAAUGGAGCCAAGAUUGUGUCUACCCGCGCUUGGAAAAAGAACGAAAAGUUGGAGCUGCUGGUGGGCUGCAUCGCAGAGCUGCGGGAGGCGGACGAGGGGCUGCUGAGGGCCGGGGAGAAUGACUUCAGUAUCAUGUACUCCACCCGCAAGCGCAGCGCUCAGCUGUGGCUCGGCCCGGCCGCCUUCAUCAACCACGACUGCAAACCCAACUGCAAGUUCGUACCUGCAGAUGGGAACGCAGCCUGCGUGAAGGUGCUCCGGGACAUCGAGCCAGGGGACGAGGUGACAUGCUUCUACGGCGAAGGCUUCUUCGGUGAAAAGAAUGAGCACUGUGAAUGCUACACCUGCGAGAGGAGAGGCGAAGGAGCUUUCCGACUGCAGCCCAAGGAGCCCCUGCCGCCCCGGCCCAUGGACAAGUAUGAGCUCCGGGAGACGAAGCGGCGGCUGCAGCAGGGCCUGGAUGGCCCCCGGGCCUGUGCCCACCCACCCCCGCUGCGCCGGGACCUGUUCUGCGCUGCCUGCCAGCCCCUGCGCCCCCCGCCCUGCGGCGCCCGCCCCGAUGCCUCACCCCUCUGGCUCCAGUGGCUGCCUCAGCCCCAGCUCCGGGUGCGCCCCCGGAGGCGCCGACGCCCCCAGCCCCGACGGGCCCCGGCGCCCCCCGUUCUCCGUGCUGCCCGCGUCUCCCUGCACCGAUGGGGAGGCUGUGGCCCCCACUGCUGCCUGCGGGCGGAGGCCCUAGUGGCUCUGGGGCCGGCCGCCCGUGCCCGCUGGGCCCCCCAGCAGGACUGGCACUGGGCCCGGCGCUACGGGCUGCCUUACGUGGUACGUGUGGAUCUGAGCCGUGUGGCCCCGGCCCCGCCUGCCACUGCCACUCCCGUCCCCGCCGGGACCCCAGGCCCCAUCCCCAUCCCCAAGCAGGCCCUUGCCUUUGCCCCCUUCUCCCCACCCAAGCGCCUGCGGCUCGUGGUCAGCCAUGGCUCCAUUGACCUGGAUGUCAACGGUGAUGGGCCGUGACGGGCUGGACAGGGAGGCCCAGGCUGGGAGAGGAGGGCGUCCCUCCUGGUCCCCUCUGCCCUGAGUUCUCAGUAACCGACCUCCAGAAGGAGCUCUUGGACCUCUGGGAGGGCGUUGACUUUCAACCCCAGCACAGCUCUGACCCCCGGGGCGGGUUGGUUUGGACACCCCCUGGGGAUCUGACCCCUGACCCUUCGUGACUGCUGACCCCUGAGCCACCCCCAUCCUAGCAGGGAGCCCUGGCCAUUGCCGCCCUCCCACCCCAGCCCCAGCCUCAGGGCUGAGGGAGCUGUUCCCUCCCCACCCGCCUUCUCCUGCCCAGGGAGCAAAGCCAUAAGGGGUGGGGGCCGCCCCGUGGCUUCUCCAAAGAAGCCCAGGCCUCGGGAGGAGGUGGAACUGACAUGGGCUGGCGUUCCCUAGACACUGCCCUACAGAGGGGAGUCAGUGUGCUCUUGGCUCUGUGUCUGAGGUGGGGGGCGAUGAGGGGGCGGCCAGGGGCAUGUCCCCACCACCCCCGUGGGUCUCAGGGAGGCCGGUGCGACCUCAUCUUUCUCAUGGUGCUAUCCCUGGUGCUACUGGGCUGUGGGGGCUCCCUCCCCUCCCCCACGCCAGAAUGGGGUAUGUUGGGGGAUUGGAAGCACUUGAACUUUCUAUUUUAUUUUAUUAAAACCUUGUCAUAAUCAGUG
Messenger RNA from Orcinus orca (killer whale), 2202 nucleotides. RefSeq names its product lysine methyltransferase 5C (gene KMT5C). The record is from RefSeq and is a predicted model, not a curated record. The coding region runs from base 149 to 1516 and encodes 455 amino acids. Gene Ontology annotation, cellular component: nucleus. Lineage: Eukaryota; Metazoa; Chordata; Mammalia; Artiodactyla; Delphinidae. Gene Ontology annotation, molecular function: histone H4K20 methyltransferase activity; protein binding. The transcript is spliced from 9 exons.